AACGCGUGAAGGGCAGUAUCGGUAACAAAAGAGAAACUUCGAAGAGCCGCCAUAAUUGAUUCGGUCGAUUCCCAAUUCUCUCACGCUAUAUAUACCGAGCUCGUUUGUUUUGAUCGAGAUAUCUGACAAAACCCUAGCUGUUGCCCUCUCAAUUUCGUGUCUUCUCUCUUGAAGAGAAAAGAACUUACAAAGUUUAAAUCUUUAAGCUUUGACGGAUACUGAACAAUAUCAGGUUACUGGUUCAUAAGCUUCUUGAGGAAAUUCUUCGGGAUUUCAAAAAGAAAAGCUGAUAAUGUCACGGUGCUUUCCUUACCCACCUCCAGGGUAUAUAAGGCAGGGAUUGGUCGAAUCGAUUAAGCUCGAAAGAGAAAAGGUUCUGCGCAAAAUAGAUCAGAAAAUACAUAAGAAGAGGGAGAAGAAGGAGAAAAAGAAGGAAAGGAAAGAAAAGGAGAAAACUCAUGAUCUCAUAAAGAAAUUUAAGAAGCUUAAUGAUGAUCUAAGUGGAUAUAAAGAUGACCAAUUGGAGAACAGUGAUCUUACUGAGGAACAUGGGCCACCUGUUUGCUACAUAUCUGAUGGCAGCGAAAACAGCAUCAAGAGGAAAAGGGAAACCCGUUCCUCUAGUGAAUGCGGGGUUGCUGGAAACAUUAUAAAGAUUCGGUUUUCGUUGAAAAAGCCUUGUGAACCUGAUGCAUCUCUCAGUGAAGAACUGGUAUGCUCUACCUCUGGAAGGGCAGAUUCUUCAACCCCAUCAAAAGCGCAAGACCAAUGUUACCCUUGGAGUAAAAAACCCUGUACCAGUUCUCCUGUGCCUGAACAGAAAUUACGGUGUGAUGACGAAUGGAGAGAGCCAAUUCCCUCUUCUUCUGGAACAUCGGUGUAUGACAACCAGAGGCAGAAGGCAGCAUUGCAGUAUAAAACCUUGAUUGAGGAUUGGAUGCCACUUCCUCUCCAAGUUAAGGAGAAGGACGACGAUGAUUGGCUUUGUAUGACAAAUCUGCAAGGAAGACGUGCCGCUAAGAGAUCUAAAGUUGACAAUAAAGUUACAUGUAGUGCUAGUGCAACUUCAUGCCCACAUGCUCGUUUUCUUCCGGAGGCUGAGAUUUAUGCAUUGCCUUAUACGGUUCCAUUUUGAGUCGUUUGACUUUCAAAGGGCCUUUUUUUUCCUUCCCCAGAAAGAGCGGCCCUAAUUCUUUCAAUAAGUUAUCUUAAUUGUACUCUUGGAUAAGUGCAUGGCGGUAAAGGGUUAUAAUGCCCCACAACUUGUACAGUUUGAGGUUUUUCUAACAAAAACUAUUUCACGCAAAAAAGAGACGAGAAGAAUUAAUCUGCAGUUUUUUCCUGA
Durio zibethinus is the source of this 1345-nucleotide messenger RNA. RefSeq lists its product as uncharacterized. NCBI's taxonomy places the organism in Eukaryota, Viridiplantae, Streptophyta, Magnoliopsida, Malvales, Malvaceae. The record is from RefSeq and is a predicted model, not a curated record.